Molecule: messenger RNA, 1855 nt
Organism: Ornithorhynchus anatinus (platypus)
Lineage: Eukaryota; Metazoa; Chordata; Mammalia; Monotremata; Ornithorhynchidae
Product: olfactory receptor 14A2-like
Exons: 4
Coding region: 592-1548 (318 amino acids)
Biological process (GO): G protein-coupled receptor signaling pathway
Cellular component (GO): membrane
Molecular function (GO): olfactory receptor activity; G protein-coupled receptor activity
Source: RefSeq, a predicted model, not a curated record
CUCCCCCCCCCCCCCCCCGGGGGGAAUCCCCCAGGAGCGGCGGGGAGUUUUUCCAGAAAGGCCCGGCCUCGCCGAGAGCCCGUCGCUUUCCGAGCGGGAGGGAAGAGGAGCCGGGACCCCCCCACGCCUCCCGGAGACCCUCCCGUGGCCGACGUCCGGGAGCUGAGGGGACGGGGGUCGUAGGACAGCAGAGACCGGCGCCCGCUCGCCCCGGUCUGACCGGUACGGACGUGUGAGAAAGCCGUCUUCUGUCCCGAGCGUCUAAUUCCAGCUUCGGCCUCGCUCCGCCUCCGAUCCCGCUACUGAUUUCUGCAGUUCGGGCACGGUGCCCGUAUUCCAAGAUCCCGGGACGGCGACCUACUGGCUUGGGAGCGAGUGACAGGAGACGAUCAGCUGGCCCCCGGUGACACGUUUUAGGGGUGAUUGUUGCCAAAUGGCGCGUAGGGCGACCCCAUGCUACCCUAGGGGCCCACCAUCAGGGUCUGUCUUCCCCACUGGACCGUCAGCUCCUAGAGAGUAAGAAUCACGUCUGCUAAAUCGAUUAGAAACUCCCGGAGCGCUGAGCAUGGUGAUCUCGGCAAUCCCCCGGAAAUGGUCAACGCCACCAAGGUGACGGGAUUCCUGCUGCUGGGAUCCUCGGAGAUCCGGGAGCCGCGGCCGGUCCAGGCCGCGCCGUUCCUCCCGGUCUACCCGGCGGCCCCGACGGGGAACCUCCUCGUCGUCGCCGUCACCGUCCUCGACCGGCGCCUCCGCGCCCCCAUGUACUUCUUCCUGGGGAACCUGUCCCUCAUCGACCUCUGCUACGUCUCCGUCACCGUCCCCAAAUCCAUCCACGACUCCCCGACCGACCGCAGAGAAAUCUCCUUCCUGGGCUGUGCCGCCCAGGUCUUCUCGGUGGUCCUCUUCGGCGGUUCCGAGGUGUUCCUCCUCACGGCCAUGUCCUACGACCGCUACGCCGCCAUCUGCCUCCCCCUGCGCUACGAGGUCGUCAUGGACCGAGGGGCCUGUGGGAAGCUGGCCGCCGCCUCUCGGCUCUUCGGAGGGCUGUUUGCAGUGAUGUCCUCCUCCGGGACGUUCUCCCUUCCCUUCUGCGGGUCCUUCCUGAUCCCACAGUUCUUCUGCGAUAUCGUCUCCGUGGUCCGGCUCUCCUGCUCCGAAACGCACCUCGUCAUCGAUGCGGUCGUAGUCACCGGGACCCUUUUGGGCGUCCUCUGCUUCGUCUCCAUCGCCGUCUCGUACGCGCGCGUCUUCCGGGCCGUGCUGAGGAUGCCGGCCGCCGAGGGCCGGGCCCGAGCCCUCUCCACCUGCCUGCCCCGCCUCGCCGUCACGACCGUGUUUUUCACCACGGCUGCCUUCGGUAGCUUACAUCCACCUUCGGACUCCUCCUCAGUGCCCGACCUGCUGGUGUCCGUGUUCUACUCUGUGGUUCCCCCCGCCCUCAACCCCCUCGUCUACAGCCUGAGGAACCGCGACGUGAAGAUGGCGAUGGGGAGGGUCCUGGUUGGGAGUCUUUUCUCCAGAGGUAGACAAUUUCACUUCACGUUCUGACUCCGUGAUUUCUCUCCCCCAGGACUCUGGACAGACUUGAGCGGCCUGCAGGGAUCUGAGAUAUUUGUCGUUAGAGACUUUUCCGGCCUUCCCGCUGCCUAUGAUCGACGGCUUUGACUAGUUUGGUAGAAGAGUUUCUAUCCGGCUGCCCCUGACGGUAUUUAUAUCUAGUUCCCAUGCCCGAGGACGGGUCCCUGCACUUGGAUUCUUCCCCUUUACUCACCAGCAGCAGAGUGGAGAGCACGGGCCUGGGAGUCAGGAAGACCCGGGUUCUAAUCCUGAUUGUGCCACUUGUCUGCUGUGUGAC